GUCAGCCCCUUUCCUCACAGGAGAUCCCUCUGUCGAACACCAGCGUAGACUGGGUUUACAGUUAUAGCCACGACUGCAGGAGCACCCAUCCAUCCGUUAUACAUCAAGGACCGAAAUUCCUCUUAUUGUCCCUCUAAUUUGUUUUAUAAUCCCAGCCAUAGGCACCGUCAAGUCACCAUCAUGUCUGUAGCGGGGCUGAAGAAGCAAUUCCACAAAGCCACUCAGAAAGUGAGUGAGAAAGUGGGAGGAGCAGAGGGAACAAAGCUCGAUGAGGACUUCACUGAAAUGGAAAAGCGGGUGGACACCACCGCUCGGGCAGUGAUGGACAUAAUAACCAAGACCACUGAGUAUCUGCAGCCAAACCCAGCCACACGAGCCAAGAUGAGCAUGAUGAGCUCCAUGUCCCGUAUGCGGGGACAGGAGAAAGGGCCGGGCUACAUCCAGACGGAGACCACACUGGGAGAGUCCAUGCAACGAUUUGGCAAGGAGCUUGGAGAGGACUCUAACUUUGGGACUGCUCUCAUUGAUGCUGGGGAAGCCAUGCGUGAGCUGGGAGAGGUCAAAGAUGCUCUGGACAUGGAGGUCAAACAGAACUUCAUCGAUCCGAUGCAGAACCUCCACGAAAAAGAUCUCAAGGAGAUUCAGCAUCACCUGAAGAAAAUGCAGGGUCGUCGUCUGGAUUUUGACUACAAGAAGAAACGCCAGGGCAAAGUGACGGACGACGAGAUCAAACAAGCACUGGAGAAGUUCGACGACUCCAAGGAGAUCGCGGAGCAGAGCAUGUUCCACCUGCUGGAGAGUGACAUUGAACAGGUGAGCCAGCUCGCUGCGUUGGUCCAUGCUCAGGUGCAGUACCACAGCCGGGCUGCGGAGAUCCUCACACAGCUCUCCAGUAACCUCGACGAACGGAUAAGGGACACCUCUAACAAACCCAGGAAAGAAUUCACUCCUAAACCCCGCACGUCUCUGGACUUUUCCAUUAGUGAGAACCACAAUGGAGGCAUCCACAGUGCUCGUUCUCCAGGGGCGAGGUCUCCAGCAAGAUCUCCAGCCAGGUCUCCAGCCCCGAUGGACCAGCCCUGCUGUCGUGCUCUGUAUGAUUUCGACCCUGAGAAUGAAGGCGAGCUAGGCUUCAAGGAGGGCGACAUCAUCACUCUGACCAAUAAGAUCGACGAAAACUGGUACGAGGGGAUGCUGCAGGGCAACUCUGGCUUCUUCCCAAUCAACUAUGUGGAUAUCCUGGUGCCGCUGCCCCACUAGGGCGUCACUACUACCACAGCUACGUCUGCAACAGUGACAAAACAAAUCCUAGCCUCGAGUUCCCUCCUGCAGUAUUCCCACUAACCUUUUUCCCAAACAUUCCUACUUACCACCUGCGCUCCACUUUAAAGGAGUCAAAAGAGCAACAACACAGUAAAGAUAUGAACAAGAAUGAUAACAGUUUAAAGCAAGUAUUCACCAUUUGAGCAUUAAGACCUAGUGAGGAAAAAAUAAUGUUGUUGCUUCCCCUGAUCCCAGGAGGUUCCUUCAGGCUUCCACAGUCUUCUGUCCUGGCUUUUGUCUCUUUUUGAGUUCGCUGUCAGUCCGUCAUCACGUUAUCAGAACAACUUUUCACAACUUUCACAUUUCCUCUCAUUCACUAUAUCAUGUGGAAAAACAUUACAGUAGAUCUCACAUACUAUGGAAAAAAAAAAAAGCUCCACGUGCUUCAUGUUUGUUAGAGGUUCUAGGUCAAGCAUGAUUUUUAAGUGUUAAAGUUUGAAGCUUAUAUAUAUAUAUUUCCUUUUUUUUCUUUUUUUUUAAAGGUAUACGUUAGUUUUCGUCGUCGUAUUCCUCUUUUUUAACUCUUGUCGUCUUAUGGCAUGUUCAGGGCACUCCUGUCAUCCUCACACUUUUUAAUUCUUCAGGGUUUUAGACCGAUUCAUUUAGUCAGGAACUUGUAUACCAACACUACUUGUACUCAUUUUGAUUUCUUUUAAAACAUCGACAAACAUGUAUACGCAUGAGCUGUCACAUGUGAUUUUAGAUACCAAAGUUACCUACAAAAACCUGAAGUAACUCAAACGGCGAGGUGUCAGUGAACCUGUUCGAUGCAAAAUCGUGAAGCAAUCUUGUAAUCUCUAGUCCUUUGUUCUUUUUAUUGAGGGAAGAGUGAAACUGUGUUCUUACGUAUGUGACACUAAAUAUCUGAGCCGGUUAUUAGUGAAGUGGUGACAUGAUUUGCAAAACACACAAGUUUUAAAGUUGAUGAUGUAAGAAAACUACGGUGCAUACGUUUCAAUGCUCCAACGUGUACUUUAUGAGAAACUUGUGUGAAAAAUGAUUGAUGUAUUGUGAUAUAAUAACUAAAUAGGAUUCAAAUGCUCCGCGGGGGCAACUGUUUUCUCCGGAGCUGCUGCUCUUUUUGCUGCAUUCCUAUUAGUCCAAGUAGUAUUCUGUAGUUUAGCUGUCAAUAAGCCACUGAUUGAGAAAAAUAGUUAGACGUAGUCAACAAUACUGUUUGCAAUACUUUCUGACAAGGACAAAGGAACGCACAAAUGGCAGAUUUUAUUGAGAAAUAAUUUAUUUUCAGUGGAAAUUUCUUAUUCUUAUAAUUAUGCAAUUUACACUGAAAACCCACCUUUUCUGACACAAAGCCAUUGCUUUUUUUUUCUUUUCCGUGUCAUAUCAGACCUCAGUAAAACUGUUCGAUAUAUUCCCCAAAGCUUUGCUCGUAUGCAGUAUUGUGCGGAACUCGUUUCCCGUCUUUAGCUGAUGUACUUUUGUUAAUCUGGAAAUCAAACAAGCCUCAUUUAUUAUUUGGUCAGCUGAGGUGCUGUAGUGGCCGCUUUAACCCUGACGGUUCAUCCUCUGCAAUGUCAACAGCGUAUUAAAUGAUCUGUGCAGCAGUAUUUUUGAUUUGUUUUGGACAUCUUGUAGUAAUGUUGUAUGUGUGUGUGUGUGUGUGUGUGCGUGCGUGUGUAUUUUGGGGGAGGGAUGUGAAUUGGGUUUGCAUACUGUACAUGUACUGCAUAUGGAUGGGGUUGCAGAGGACCUCUGCUGCUGAGGUAUGUAAGAUAUACUGUCUAAACAAACAUGGAUGUCAAUUCAUUAUAUUCAGUAGAAUAACAAUAAUGAUCCAAAAUCAACAGAUAACCCAUGUUAGGUGUUUUUAUGAUUUUAAGGGAGCACGACUUGAUCAGGCAGUAAACUCUGGCUGGGGAAGAAUCCGUUUGAAGAGGUCAUGUAUUUAUUUUUUUAAGGUGAUCCACUUCCUUCCUUCUUUUUUCUUUCAACUGUUUUUUAACAAUCGUGUGUAUCUUUGCCCUCAAUGAGGACUGUACAGCUUUUGUGUUUUGUUUUCACCUUUGUGUGUAUAGUCGCGCAUCUACAGUAACGUAUCUUAUUUUUGUAAAUGUGACAAAAGUAUACACAUGCAGGAUAGAUGUAUAUAUACAGUAUAUUACCCAGACGCAACAGAAAGGGAGGGGGUUCUCUGUGCUACACAUGAUUGUCUUUGAAUUGUUUGAUUUUCUGCACUGGGUUUUAAGACUGUAUGCUUGAUGUAAAGAAAAACAAAUGUGAUAAGUCAAUGUAAUUUAUUCAAAAUAAAUACGGAGAAAUGAUUAUUGCCUUGAUAUGUUUGCGUGUACCCCCCCCCUCCAAAUAAAAGUAUAUUACGUAGAAACAACAUUAAUUCAGAACAACCCUAACCUGACUUUUACUGCAUUACACCUCUCUGGUUGUUGAGCAGACACAGCAGGGAUUUAGCUCAGCAAACACAACAAGAGACAGUCAUUAUUUAUUCUCCUGCUUCAAUCUUGCAAGAAACCAAAUUUGACUUUUUUGAUUUUAAAUUCUGACAAAAAAUAUUAUUAUUAUUAUUAUUGUUAUUAUUGUUGCUUUGGGUAUAUUAAAGUCAUACAAUGAACUAUAUAAACUGUACAACCUGAACAAAUAAGUAAGUACACUAAACAGUCACAACAUUGUAACAGGUAGGUUAUUUUAACUGUUGUUUGUUGUGUUUUCGAGCUGUGGUAAAAACAAUAAAUCAAUUAUACAAGUAAAUUUGCUCAGUUACUGCAGAUUGUCAUUACGCGGCUCAAAGGGAAAAAAAACAAAAAAAAACGGGAACGGCCGCAAAAUGAAUAAAGAUGUUUGUUUGUUUUUAAAAAAGCAGAAGAAUGAUAAUAAACAACACGUUGGAACGA
Molecule: messenger RNA, 4190 nt
Organism: Solea senegalensis (Senegalese sole)
Lineage: Eukaryota; Metazoa; Chordata; Actinopteri; Pleuronectiformes; Soleidae
Gene: sh3gl2a
Product: SH3 domain containing GRB2 like 2a, endophilin A1
Exons: 12
Coding region: 181-1260 (359 amino acids)
Biological process (GO): synaptic vesicle uncoating
Cellular component (GO): presynapse; glutamatergic synapse; cytoplasm
Molecular function (GO): protein binding
Source: RefSeq, a predicted model, not a curated record